UGAUGUAGCUGCAGCAAGAGGGUUGGCGGGAGUGGUGUGAGGCUGACUGACGCGUUCUCCACCGCUUGUCUUCCUCAGUAAAGCUGUACUCAAGGACUAUAAUGGUAGUGUUAGAAUUGGCAGAUUCUUUAACGGAGGAAAUGUUUUCCUAUGAUUCUGAGAGGAACACCACCAAAUCCAACCUCCUCAUCUUUGAUGCCAUCCUUCCCAAUGCCAGUGUGUUCCUUGGAAAUAUAACAGAGACUGUGAUUGGCUGCUUUUCUUGGUCAUCAUCCAAUCAUUUUUUGUUUCAAGUUGCCAAUGUUGUGAUUUUGAUUGGCCUUUGUUCACCAGAUAGGAAAAAUGGUGUCCUCUUUAUGCACAGUAGUUUUGUACUGGGGUUCUUGUUGCUGUCUAUUUGGUCCUGGGUGAUCCUGUGUGCUCCAGAUUUCUUCUCCUGGAACUUUGCAUUCAUGGUGAUCAAUGCCUUCCAGGCUCUGUUCAUCAUGUACAACAUUCGACCGGUCAAGUUCUGUGUUGAGCUGGAGGAAAUCUAUGUCCGGCUGUUUCAGCCACUCAAGAUCCCCAGGUCCCUGUUUAAGAAACUGACCUGUGCAGACUUUUGUACACUGACCACCCUUCAUGAGGGAGAGGCAUACUGCUCUCAGGCCAUCAGUAAGACUGACCGUCUUGGCCUCCUCAUCUCGGGCAGAAUGAAUGUGUACCAUCAUCACAACAUACUGCACCAGAUACAGGAAAUGGAGUUUAUUGACUCGCCAGAGUUUGAAUCUGGUGUCAGUGGCGAUGAGAAGUAUCAGGUGUCUAUUUAUGCUGUGGCCACCUGCCGUUAUAUCUUCUGGCCUCGUCAAAGCCUGGAAUACCUGCUGAUAAAGGAACCGUACCUGGCCAAUGUCAUCAAUGCCAUGCUCGGUCGUGACAUCACCACCAAACUCUACGCCCUGAAUGAAAAGGUGACGUCCCCCAAGGGAGCAAGGAUGGAUAUUCGCCUACCUACUGUAUCGUCCACUAUCAAAGCUAAACCAGAUCUCCGGAAAACAGUGGUCGGAAUGAUUGAGGAUCUGUCUCAGAACGAGGCUAGACAUAACGGCAGCAGGUCUCCAGGCAAUACAAAGGAUGUUGCCGAAAUCAACAAUCUGACGCGGCCGAAUAUAGAAGAGGAAGAAGAAGAAGACCCGUAUUUAGACGAUUCCGUUGAAGAAAAUGAGAAGACGGAAUUACUGAAUGGACAUGUCCGCCCUCCGCUGUUUGGAGGGCCAAGUCUGUCAACCUGUAGCGAAACACCGUCAGGGUCUCACGGAUCUGUCAACUCGGGACUUCAUUUUAACAUCUGAGCACAAUCGAGUCGAAACAAGAAUCCUAAAAAUCUGAAUGGUGGCAUUUGACAUUGUGUGUUUUGAACUUGCUCUUCAAAUGAAUGGGACAGCAUUGGACAUUCUGAUGCCGAAGUAGAUUUGAUGGGGAAUAAAGAAUGUUUUAUUUAACUUUAGCUGAAUCAUUGUAAAGCUUUUAUGGUUGAUUUCUUUUUCAGGGAUCUGUCAGUAUAUCAAAUUGAUUUCGCUGUGCAGAAUAUUAUGUACAGUUAGUGUUGUGUAACAAUCAGAAUCCAUUUCCAGAUUGUCUUUUUAAUCUUGUUUUCCUCGGUCAUGGUUCCUCUUCUUUAUUUGGUUGAUUGUAAUGCUCACUACUUUGGUGGAUCUAUAAUGACCCUUCCUGUCAUGUCUCAAAAAUUUUGAGAAAAAUGAAUUGGUCAGCUGACUGUUCACAUAUGUACUGCAUCUAACUUGCCAAGUGUUCUUUCUAUACACAGGUUUCUUGCUUUAGCCCUUUCACCACUGUAGACCAUAAUGGACUCAUCCAUAUCAAUGUAUGGUAGAGUCUACUAAAGUUUCAUAGGGGUGAAAGGAUUGGUUUAUGCUGUUGGAAAAUUUGUACAUACUAGUAGUUACUUGUGUAAUUGUGCGAGCACAAAAUGAUUUCCUGUCGUCCAAUUAUUUGUGGAAUAGCUAUACCCAUCUUUGUAAAGUCUUGGGUGAGACGGCUGCUCCUGAUCUUUCAAGCCAAAUUCAAUGAAACUAUACAAUAUCAUUAAAACUACAGCAUAUAUUCAUGUGAAACCUAUUUUAAGUAGAUGUGAACUGUAAUAUUUCUAUAAAUUUUGACAACAUAUGUAUAUUUUAGAUCUCCAUGUUUCCUUCUGUUCAUAACUUUCAACAUUGUAAUGAUGUAGUUUCACAGGUCUAUCAAACAUACCGUUCUCAUGAUUUUCUUUCCAGGAUUAAGGCACAAAUAAAUGGAUGACCAGGAGGUAUUUAAGGAUGUCAUUGGCUUAUAUAGCUUUAACUUUAUUUCUCUUCAUUUUAUCUGGUACAACAUUUAAUACUUACAAAGGCCGCUUUCAGGUUUCAUACUUUUUCUGCAACUAUUUAAACUCAUUGUCUUUCCUUGCAAAAUGUGCAUUAGUAUCUGCUGUAUGGCCCUGUAUGAUCUAACUUAUUCAGUGUUGACGGGAUGUCUGGUAAGUCAUUAACAGAUAAACAGAACCCUUCCCAAUCAAUACAACAUUAAUCCAUUAUCUCAUAUUUGAUGGUUCCCCUCAAUUCCACUGUGGAAUCUAGAGUUUUUGACUUGCCUGACCCCAUAGCAUUGGCUUGAAACUCUUCUGUCUUUUCUACUCUUUCUCUCUUGCCUCCCCUAAACAUUGCUUGUGAACUUUUCUCUCUCUUCUACUCUUACUUUAUUGCCUCCCCUAAUCAUUGCUUGUGAACUUUUCUCUCUCAUCUACUCUUACUUUAUUGCCUCCCCUAAUCAUUGCUUGUGAACUUUUCUCUCUCAUCUACUCUUACUUUAUUGCCUCCCCUAAUCAUUGCUUGUGAACUUUUCUCUCUCAUCU
Messenger RNA from Mizuhopecten yessoensis (Yesso scallop), 2890 nucleotides. RefSeq names its product popeye domain-containing protein 3-like. The transcript is spliced from 8 exons. The coding region runs from base 102 to 1331 and encodes 409 amino acids. Gene Ontology annotation, cellular component: sarcolemma. The record is from RefSeq and is a predicted model, not a curated record. NCBI's taxonomy places the organism in Eukaryota, Metazoa, Mollusca, Bivalvia, Pectinida, Pectinidae. Gene Ontology annotation, molecular function: cAMP binding.